Molecule: messenger RNA, 9692 nt
Organism: Nicrophorus vespilloides
Lineage: Eukaryota; Metazoa; Arthropoda; Insecta; Coleoptera; Silphidae
Gene: hyd
Product: E3 ubiquitin-protein ligase UBR5
Exons: 28
Coding region: 149-9118 (2989 amino acids)
Biological process (GO): regulation of double-strand break repair; DNA damage response; protein polyubiquitination
Cellular component (GO): nucleus
Molecular function (GO): zinc ion binding; ubiquitin-protein transferase activity; ubiquitin binding
Source: RefSeq, a predicted model, not a curated record
UGGUAGCGCGUGGCAGUGUAUAAAGAAAAAGAAACUAAAACAUGGCGGAGUGGAAGUGUCGCGCAAGGUACAUGUAAAAUGUUCGGUUGUUUCGAUCGAACGUUUUAAUGUGUGUGAAGUAUUUGCUGCAAAAGUGUAAUAACUAAUAAUGUCAUCAAUACAGUUCGUUGUGCAUCCGUUGCCGGGGUCUGAGGAACAAUUUAAUGAUAGACUUAAAGAGGUAGCUGACCGAAUAAAUCGGUUAGGACAGACUUCACAUCCAGUAUGGUCACAUUUGCGAGUAGGUGUGAAGAAAGUAUUGCUGGGGCCUGCACACAUUGCAUUGCUCCUGGAGGAUGGAAGGAUUUGUAGAGUUUCAUUUAGUGUUAUUUCGGACAGAUUGGAUCUUACAAAAACAGAUCCAAAUAAAAAUAAUGGAAAUAAUGGAACAGGUGGUUCUGGUGGAGGAGGAGGAGGCGGCGGUGGAGGUGGUGCCGGCGGUUCUGGUAGUAAUAGUAAACCAACUGCAAGAAUGAGAACCAGGGCUCGAAUUAUGCGUUCCAAUACAGCAAUUCGAGGAGGAAGUAACAGUACUAGUCGAGGUGCUCCUGUGAUUAUUGGUACAAGUAGUUCAGGUAGUGGUAGACCAAUGGUUACAGUCCCAGCUCCAUAUGUUCCAGAAGAACUUGUGUCUCAAGCGCAAGUAGUACUGCAAGGAAAAAGUAGAAAUUUGAUAAUUCGUGAAUUGCAGAGAACCAAUUUGGAUGUGAAUCUAGCAGUUAAUAAUCUGCUUUCUCGUGACGAUGAAGAAGGAGAAGAAGGCGAUGAUGCAGCAGAUUCGUAUGUCCCAGAAGACCUUAUAUCUUUAUUAGAUGGCGGUUUCCAUGCUGACCAUUCCUCAGUCAUUAUUGAUGCAGACGCCAUGUUCUCGGAAGACAUGUUCGGAUAUUCAGGAAUCAGAAACUUCCUUAAUAGCCGUAGCAGUUCCGGACGAAACCGUUUGACUGACCGAGAUGCUCCGCCUGCAAAUAAUGCUGGUUCCACGGAUCGCGAUAGUAGAGAUAGUUUUUCUCGAUGGAGGGAUCGACAGUAUUUUGGGCCCAGAAGAUGGUUGGAAGCCGCGCUUAGAGACAGCGCUUUCGAAAAGGAUUCCGAUAAUAAAAAAAAAGAUGGCGCGAGUCCUCUUUGGGUUUCCGAUGAGCUGGAGUUUUGGCCAGACACUGCAGGUCGAUUUACACAGAUUGCUACAUUGUAUAGUGAAUUAAUUGCAUUAUCUACAACUGGUCAUCUAUACCAAUGGAAGUGGAAUGAUGCUGAACCAUAUAAACAUAUUGAUAACCCGAACAUUCAUCAUCCUAAAACAUUACCUUUGAAUUUAAGUAAUGAGCGAAUUACCCAUAUAUCGGCCUGUUGCACUCGAUGCUCUGUAGCAACAGAAUCUGGAAAAGUUGCAACUUGGGUGGAUGAACAACUAUUUGUUGCUUCAUCUAGACUAGACAGUGUAGCUCAAGCUUAUACUGAAUUUCAAAAUGACAAAAUUAAUGGUUUGUACACUUGUCCACUUUACACAGUUGCUAAAUUGGAAAGUGGUGCACUUUAUUGGUGGGGUGUCCUUCCAUUUCAACAAAGAAAACGACUUUGGGAAAAAUAUAGAGCGAAGUUUAGGAAACAAAGAGGAAAUCAGUCGGAAUUAGUUAGCGGAGCUCAAGUUUGCAUGAAAAAUAGCCCUAUGUAUCAAGCGGGCGCAUUAGCAUUUACUGUAGUUGCCGGAGUCCCAAAAGUGGGACAAUUACAAAAUGCCGCAUGGACUUUAAGUGACACUUGCACUUUUAAAAUUAUUACUUACCAAGCUGGAGGGUCAGACAAGAAUAGAGAUUCAGCAAGUGGCAGUUCUAGUGGCCUAACAAAUCUAUCUGGUAAAAACAAAGAAAAUACAGACAGACUGGAUAUGCCACCACCGCCUUCGCCAGCUUCAAGUACUUGCAGUGAUACAGGAAGUAUUAGUAAUAGUCAUAAGCGACAAAAGAGAAUGACUGUGUCUGGGAAUGAACAAGGCACGGAUCAAAGAAAAGACGAAGAAGAGUGGCUUUUGCGUGAUGUGAUAUUUUUAGAAGACACGCGUACAGUGCCAGUAGGCAGAGUGCUUAAGGUUGAUGGAGCGUAUGCUGCUGUCAGAUUUCAACCUUCGCAUGCUCGUGACAAUAAAGACGCAGAUGACAUUUUACAAGAUUGUAGACUAAUGAGAAAAGACGACCUGCAAGUUCUUAAAUCAUCCGCGACAUUCAGAGCACCAGAUUGUUUUCAAAGGACACCGCGUCGAAUCCAAAUAUCCGAUGCUGGUGGUCAAAUUUUAACAAUAGCUGUAGAUGGCCAAGGAAUACAUGCUGUUGUUAGAACUGGUACCAAAUUGAGCUAUGUUAUUUAUAAUAUUUGUAGCGGACGUGUUGAACAAGACAAUCCAUUUCCUAGUGACACCGCCUCUUUCAUGGGCAUCUUUCCGCAGAAUAUUAAUCUUACAUGUGCUGCUGAGAGCAUGGAAUCGAUUUUGAUUUUGCGAGAUGGGAAUAGUACUAUUUAUCCAUUGGCAAAAGAUUGUGCUGACGCUAUAAGAGAUCCUCAGCCUAUUGACUUACCACCAAUUAAGAGUGUUGGAGCUGGUUGUGUUGUCUUGGCCGGCACAGCUCCCAAUCUGAAGAAUCAAGUAGCAGUUAUCAUUUUUGCACUGGACCAACAGUUGUUGAUGCCUAAAAUAUUGAGAUGUGAUGUUGAAGGUGCUAGGCUGGUUUUAGCACAAUUGGAAUUAGAAAGUAAAACAAAUCAGAAUGCUGUUCAAUCAAUACUAAAUGAACGCUGUGAUGGAAAUAGAAACAUAUUUCAUGCCGUUGUGAAUAUGUGUACACCAACAUCAAAUAAGGAAACAGAUAAUGAAACUGCACCACCUGCUGCCAACAACACAAAUUCUGGAUUAGAAUGUAUUAAUGUUAUAACAAAUGCUGUUGGGCCGCGAUCUGUAUCAUUGAGGGAAAUGAUGAGACGAGCUGUUCGUACGGAUCGUGAACAAAUGAACAAUUCUAAUUCUGGCGAUCAACAUGGUUUCGUACAAGAAGAACCUAUCCCUACACAUUCUUGGCCGCCGGAAACUUUUGAAGUAACAUCAGGCGACGAAGAUAGUUUAAUGGGAUUAGGUGGUAGUGCUGCAAAUAAAAAUAGUAACAACAGUAACAGCAAUACUGCAAUGAUCAUUGAUCCAGCAGAGAGGCGAGGAAACGCUAUGGCCAUUCUUAGGACCCUUCUGUUUGAAUCAAGUGCAUUAACGCCGCAUUUGGUGGAGUUACUUUGUUCGAAAGAUGCUCAGGGACAGACUCCGUUCAUGUUGGCAGUGUCCUCGAGAUCUUAUCCAGCGGCUUUGGAGUUAUUUGAAAGAAUCACACAGCUUGGUACACCACAAGAACAGGAAGAAAUGAUUUUCCCGAAAGGCUCUAAUUUGGAUCAUUCGCCGUUACAUGUUAUAUGCUGCAAUGAUACUUGCAGUUUUACUUGGACUGGAGCUGAACAUAUAAAUCAAGAUAUCUUCGAAUGUAGAACCUGCGGUUUAACUGGAUCUUUGUGUUGUUGCACAGAAUGUGCUCGGGUAUGUCACAAAGGACAUGAUUGCAAAUUGAAAAGAACUGCGCCAACUGCAUAUUGUGACUGUUGGGAGAAAUGCAAAUGUAAGGCUCUCGUAAUGGGAAACCAAGCUGUCCGUUAUGAAUUAUUGGUCCGACUUGUGAGGGAUACUAAUCUUGUUAUGUCACCUAACGCAAGAGGUGAAAACAUUUUACUGUUUUUGGCUCAAACAGUGGGAAGACAAAACCACGAGCAAAGACAGUAUCGUGCUUUAAGACCGAGAACAGCAUCUGCGAAUUCAAGAAACAAAACACCAUCAAGUGAUGUUGACAUAGAUAUGCCCGAUCAUGAUUUGGAGCCCCCAAGAUUCAGUAGAAGAGCUCUGGAACAUCUGUUGGGAGAUUGGCGCGCUGUCCACAGCAUGGUAAUGUCCGGAACCAAGGAUAAAACGGAUCCAGCUAAUGACCAGCCCUACGUUGGUAACCAAUCUGGGACAACGCUUCUAGAUAAGUUCACACAUAGCCUUGUGGUGAAAUGUUACAUCGAAGCUUUGGAAAUUCUAAUUGAAACACUCGUUAGAGAAAUGAGAUCUACUGAUGCAGAACAUGCUCAGUUUGCAACACUCGUUUCCAGACGUUUUAUGCGAUCUGUAGUUCGCAUUUACGUUAUUUUCAAUAUAGAAUUAGCUCCGAUAUGCAAGAAGAGAAACAACACCAAUCAAAAUCAACCAAUUACUAAAUGCAAAAAAGUUUUCCGUUGUAUGGUUAAAUUGGCUAUACAAGAACUUUGUGAAACAGCAGAUUCUCUUAUAGCACCUGUUCGUUUAGGUGUAGCCAGACCAACUGCACCAUUUUCCUUGGCUACAACAAUUCCUGAUAUUAUUUCUGGUUCUGAGGAACUAUUUCUAGUGGAUCCUUUGUCUGUACCUAGUGGAUCUCGCAGUACCAGUGGAAGUACUGGUAUAUCAUUAUCAUCACAAUAUCCGUUAUUAGAAGCCGUGCGUAGAGUUGUUGGAGUUACUCGAAAUAUGGAUGAUACUAAUGAUCCUGAAAGCAUGGCUAUUGAUAACGAUGAUGAUAAUACUUCUGAACAUGCAGAAACUUCUGUAUAUCGUGCACAUCCUUUGGUUAGAUCUGUGUCACUGAAUGAGGGCGACGCCCAAGAAACUCCACAAGAACAACAAGAAGCCGGAGGUCCUCAAGGAGAAGAUAGUGAUCCGGAAUUAGAUCUACUUGCAGAAACAGAAUCUGAUAGCGAUGACAAUCACAGCAAUCAGGAUGCCGCAUCUGCUCAACGCUCGGUGCAAACUGGAGCGACAGCUGGAUCUGAUACUGGUAUGUUGAUGUUCCCUGAAGAUGAAAGUGGCGAAUCCAGCCAGCAAGAAGAGGAAGAAAGUGAAGCAGGCGAAACUGACGAACAAGAUACGGAAGACUAUUCACUUACGGAGGAUCAAUUAGAACGCAGAAGAAGCCGUUACAGCAGUGCACCGGGUCAUGGUCCACGUACAAAUCUUGCACCUCAGAAUAUGCAAUGGGCCAUACGGUCAAGAGAAGCAUCUCGUUCGACUGGUGUAAGAUUGACAGGCGGAUCGAACCUUGUGUUCAUUGACUCCAAUUCCUUGAGGCGAUCUACUGGUAGCACCACAGUAGCUACUACUUCUGAACCAGUAACUAUGGCCACAACAGCCAGUUGUUUGGCACGAGCAUUUGGUAUUGUUAUUAGGCAAAUAUCAGAUUUAUUGCCAUUAAUGUUGCAAUUAAACCAAAUUACUACACCACUGGCUUAUCUUCAUGUUACCCAAGACGAUAUUUGUAAUAUUCAGAUUUAUUUAGAAUUUCGUUUGAAACAAACUUGGGAUUGGUUAUUAACUGUAAUGGAUGCUACUGAGGCACAAUUAAGAUUUGGUGCUUCUCUAACAUCUUCGACGGACAUAACUGUACCUGGACAAUCAACAACUUCUAAUCCAGGAUCAUCUGGAAAUAAUGUUGCAGGUUCUUCGGGAAAUUCAACAUCUAAUGGUGUCCGAAUUGCACACACUCGUCAAAGUGUACCCGGAAAUUCUUCAACACCUAGCGGCACUAGAAUAGUUGGAUUUACAACAAAUGUGGAAGGUGGUCGUUCAAGGCCUGAGAGAGAAGCUGUAGACGGACCGACUGCAAGGAGAGAAUUUUUAUCUUAUUGUCUAUCGUUGAUGAGAGCUCAUAAUGGAGAACAUUUGGAUUCGUUGCCUGUCUUGGAUGUAUCUGCUUUAAAGCACGUUGCUUACGUGUUCGACGCUUUGAUAUAUUUUAUGCGUUCUGGAACACAUACUGAUAUUACAGAAUCCGAUAUACUUAGAGAUGGGUUGCCUCUUCCGCAAUGGAAUGACCAAGAUGAAAAUGAAAAUGAGGAAGAUGAAGAAUACAUGCCUGUAGGCGUUGCUAUGGAUACAGAAUCUCUAGAUGAUCAGGAAGUUUCGAAUUUAGCCAGUAUAGCUAACAGUUUGAAUACUAGUUUACUAACUACCAGUUCCGGCAAAGGCAGAAAACAUUCCUUCUUUCAGCGAUCCGAAUCCACACUUUGUUUGGGAUGCCUACCACCAGAUCCUUUUGAUACUCCAAUGUCUGAAUCUUUGCCGCUAGCUGAUCAGCCUCAUCUUCUGCAGCCAAAUGCUAGACGGGAAGAAUUAUUUGGAAGUCCUAAACAAUCCAUCAGCCUUAUUCCAAGAACCGGCAAUAAUAAUCCGUUGGAAAAUUUACCAGAACGAUUAAGUUUAUCUACACGCACUUCUGAUUUUGCGAUGACUCAGCCAGCAAAAGCAAAUCAUCCUAUUUCAACAACUUUAAAUGUCAUGGGUCCAAAUCCAUUAACGUAUCCAAAUAAUUACAAUCCAGAUAAUGAUCAAGACAAAAGUUCCAAGGAUACUACAUUUGAAACUAAUUUGAACAAUGUAGCUACUACUUCAAGUAGCUUUAAAGUGAACUUGCCGAAACAUGAAGAAAUUAUUACGGGAGAGGAUAGACCACAAGAUUUGUCUUGCAACAAAGACACUGAAAUGGAGACUGAUCAAACAACUGCCAAAGAGAGCACCAAUAAAUCACUUGAAAUAAGAGAUGUUAUUUCUCCCAGUUUAUUGGUAGCUAUAGGCUUAGAACAAGAUCUUCAAUCUUGUUCACCGACAAGGCCGCAAAUCAUCGUUUCGCCCAUGAAAGUUGCAGCAGCUAUUGAAAAUGCAAAACAAGCGGCAUCUGGAAAUGUAUCAGAUUCUACAUAUAAUUUACACGUAUUGCCUCCUUUGCACACCAUAUUCCCAGUUGGUACUACACAACCAGAAGCAGCAGUUUCACCAUCCGGUUCAUCUCGGAGUCCAGGCAAAAGUGUAAUUGUUCGUGCAGGAUCAAAUAUCAGCCAAAAGUCGACAGACAAUGAUAUGAAUAUGUCGGUUGAUCAACCCACAGAAUCAUUGGAGAAUCAAGAAAUUUCUUCGAACGUUACAGUGGUUACAACACCAAUUACUAAUUUGAAUUCUGAUAUUCUGCGACCGACAAUUGGUCAAUCAGUUUCACAAGAUCUCUUGCUUGGACGUUGGAGAUUGUCCCUAGACUUGUUUGGAAGAGUGUUCAUGGAAGAUGUUGCAUUAGAACAAGGAUCUAUUGUUUCUGAAUUGGGCGGAUUUCCAGUGAAGGAAGCCAAAUUUAGAAGAGAUAUGGAAAAGCUGAGGAAUAACCAACAGCGCGAUUUAACUCUAUCUAAAAUGGAAAGAGAUAGAACUCAAUUGAUCUUGCAAACAAUGAAGGAGUUGAACACUCAAUAUAAUAAUUACAAUAGAAGGCCGUCGGCACAACCACCAUUGGCUGUGAAUAGAGUUAAAGUAACUUUCAAGGAAGAACCCGGCGAAGGAUCAGGAGUAGCCAGAAGCUUUUAUACUGCUAUUGCCGAAGCAAUUUUAUCAAAUGAAAAGUUGCCCAACUUGGAGUCAGCACAAGUUGGAAAUAAAUAUACCCAUUAUAGCGUGUUACAAAGGUUACGCAGAGAUCGCGAUUUUCUCCGGAGAACUGCACCAAUUGGUAGAGUGUCAUCGAGAUCACGAGAACAAAGAAGAGUCAUGAAUGUAGACGCUAGAACUUUUAUUCCAAGUAACAUUGAAAAUCCCCCAUCAAUGCCUGAUUUAAGUGGAGCAUCCAAUUCCAAUGGACACACAAAUGCUGCUCAUCAAUCUGGACAUGUAAAUGCUGCUCACCAAUCUGCUCAUAUAAAUGUGCCACAUCAAUCUGGCAGCUCCAGCAAUAAUCAAUCAAAUUCCAGUGCGAAUCGCAAUGAACAUUUGUCUUCUCAUCAGCAGCAACUUGGAGACAGAUUGUAUCCAAAAGUGUUUCACUUGCAUCCAUCGCUUGCAGGAAGAAUAACCGGUAUGUUGCUUGAACUUACUCCGGCACAACUGUUAUUGCUCUUGGCAUCUGAAGAAUCUCUCAGAGGUAAAGUGGAGGAAGCAGUGGAAAUGAUUGUAGCACAUACACAAUCACAACAAGAAUUCGCAUCAGAGACUAUGUUGGAUUUGGAUGUAUUCUCAUUAGCUGAUAGAGGAUGUAAUCGUAAAAAUGCUGGAAGAUCUGGAGAAGGUGCGGAAGAAACUCCGUCGACUGACGAGGAAGAUAAUGCUCCCCUAUUUUAUUGUCCUGGCAAACGUGGAUUUUAUGCGCCGAGACAAGGAAAGGGUUCAUUUGAAAGACUGAAUGCUUUUAGAAAUGUCGGAAGAUUGCUUGGUUUAUGUUUGUUACAAAAUGAGCUGUGUCCAAUAUUUUUAACAAGACAUGUUCUGAAAUCUAUAUUGGGUCGACCUAUUAGGUUCCAUGACUUGGCUUUCUUUGAUCCAAUUGUCUAUGAAUCGUUGCGACAAUUGGUAGUGGACGCGGAAACAAAAGAUGGAAAUAGUCUGUUUACCGCACUAGAUCUCAAUUUCAGCAUCGAUUUAUGCGCUGAAGAAGGUGGUGGAACCCUUGAAUUAAUGCCCGGUGGCAAAGACAUUGAAGUCACUGCUACUAACGUCUACGAUUAUGUUAGAAAAUACGCUAAAUAUCGCAUGGUUAAAGCACAAGAAAAGGCUAUUGAGAAUAUCCGCACUGGAGUAUUUGACGUGUUACCGGAAGGAUCACUCGACGGUUUAUCAGCAGAAGAUCUACGUCUUUUAUUGAAUGGUGUCGGUGAUAUUAAUGUAUCAGUAUUAAUAUCUUAUACGUCGUUUAAUGAUGAAUCAGGAGAAAAUAGUGAAAGGCUUAUCAAGUUUAAACGAUGGCUAUGGUCGAUUGUUGAAAAAAUGACCCAUCUUGAACGACAAGAUUUGGUUUACUUUUGGACGGGUUCACCUGCUCUUCCUGCGAGCGAGGAUGGUUUUCAACCAAUGCCGUCAGUUACAAUAAGGCCUGCUGACGACGGUCAUUUACCAACUGCGAAUACCUGCAUCUCAAGGCUGUACAUUCCCUUGUACAGUAGUCGAAGUGUUUUACGCCAAAAAUUGCUACUUGCCAUUAAAACGAAAAACUUUGGAUUUGUGUGAUGGAUUCUUCCCUAAUUUUUACAUUAUGUUUAUUUUUUUCUAUAUAUAUAAAUAUAUGAACAUGUUCUGUGAGCUAUUUCCUUGCAUCACACUCAUUUUGUAAACCAAACACUUGUAGGUUGAAUUAAAUUCGUAAAGUUUUCUUUAAUAACUACUUUUCAUUAUUACUUAUUUUUUUUUAGACUACUCGUGUGGUGCACAGUGAAACAUUCAAGUGAUAUAUAUAACUUGUGUAAAUAUUAUUAUUAUUUCAUUUUUAUUUUCUUUUAUUUGAGCGUGCUUAUAUUUGUAUAAGUUAUGUAGUAUCCUAUCUGCGACACGCUCAAUAAACUAGAUCUGUACAAUUAAGAGGCGGUUUUAAUCUAGUUUUCUCCAAGUUACAAGUACUUUGUUUCUUUUUAUAUUUUUGCAAAAUAACUUGCAUACAUAUUGUUUUGUUUGUAGACACAAUGAUUUUUUUGUUGUUUAUCUUUUUUUAUUGAUAAGUUAUAUAGAAUUGAGAAAUAUUGGUAUAAUCUAAUGUUUCAUUAUUUAUAUUAUUUAAUAACUCCAUAAAUAAAUAUUAUCACUAUAA